Molecule: messenger RNA, 9874 nt
Organism: Podarcis lilfordi (Lilford's wall lizard)
Lineage: Eukaryota; Metazoa; Chordata; Lepidosauria; Squamata; Lacertidae
Source: the annotation of a GenBank genome assembly
AUGAAGUCUGCUGCUUUGGUGACAGGUUGGUGACCUCUCUGCUCAACUCAGAUUGGAAAUUUGCCAUCUAUCUCACAUUCACACUGCAUCUCUCCUUUGCUCUUCACUUCCAGUCUGUCUCCAGAUUCUCCUCGGGAGAUCGGUCCAGGCAGGUAAAGCGGAUUUCCGUUCUUCUUUCAACUUUUGUGAUAGGAGACAGAAGCUCUAUGGGAUGUAGGAGUGUCACAUUUUGCAUGAUUGGGUGGAUGGCGGCUAGCAGAUUGAGGCCGAAUCCUGACAAGACAGAAGUACUGUUUUGGGGGACAGAGGGCGGGCAGAUGUGGAGGACUCCCUGGUCCUGAAUGGGGCAACUGUGUCCCUGAAGGACCAGGUGUGCAGCCUGGGAGUCAUUUUGGACUCACCGCUGUCCUGGAGGCGCAGGUCAAUUCUGUGUCCAGGGCAGCUUUCUACCAGCUCCAUCUGGUAUGCAGGAUGAGACCCUCCCUGCCCGCAGACUGUCUCGCCAAAGUGGUGCAUGCUCUGGUUAUCUCCCGCUUAGACUACUGCAAUGCACUCUACGUGGGGCUACCUUUGAAGGUGACCUGGAAACUAAAACUAAUCCAGAAUGCGGCAGCCAGACUGGUCACUGGGAGUGGCCACUGAGACCAUGUAACACUGGUCCCAAAAGACCUACAUUGGCUCCCAGUACAUUUCCGAGCACAAUUCAAAGUAUUGGUGCUGACCUUGAAAGCCCUAAACGGCCUCUGCCCAGUAUACCUGAAGGAGUGUCUCCACCCCCACCAUUCAGCCCGGACACUGGGGUCCAGCUCUGAGGGCCCUCUGGCAGUUCCCUCCCUGCGAGAAGUGAGGUUACAGGGAACCAGGCAGAGGGCCUUCUCAGUGGUGGCGCCCACCCUGUGGAAUGCCCUCCCAUCAGAUGUCAAGGAAAUAAACAACUAUCUGACUUUUAGAAGACAUCUGAAGGCAGCCGUGUUUAGGGAAUUUUUUUAGUGCUGUGACAUCACAUUGGUGGGGAAGGGGAGAAGGGAGGAGAGAGAGAUUUUCAAAAUCUGAUUUUGAGUUUAAGAGGCAUUGAAGUAAAGGAUGGAAUGGGAUAGUCAAUCCCAAGCAGUAAUCAAAGUUGAGCCAUUUUGGUAGCUGUAACUGUGAGAGAGAACAAAGGACCUCUGGCCAAGAUCUCUCAGCAUAGUCACAAAACUGCCACCAUCAUAGUUCCUAGGGGAAGCCAACAGAGUACAAUACUGAAGAUUCAAGUCUGUCGUGAAGAUGAGCUUUAAUGUGAUGUAGCAAAGGGGCAGGGUUAUUUUAAGCAGUUCUUCAGUCUUGGGGGGCACAGAUAUUGUUGCUGCUCUACAACUCCCAUCAUCCCCUGCCAACUUAGCAGAAGUUGUAGUUCAACAACAUCUGGGGGCCCAAGGUUGAAGAACUGUGUAAGCCUUUGCUUACGUGGCUGGAAACAUUGUGGAAUCUGGACGAGAGAUCGCAUCCAGAGAGAGCAACUCCAUCAGGAUUUCGGGUGAGGAGGCCUUUCUUUGCAAUAUGGAUCUCUUGAAAGUUGAAGUGGGAAGCUGGAUUGAAACUGAGGAGUUUGGCUGGUCAAAGGAACAGGAGGGGAAUUUUAUUAAUAGAAUUAGAGUAUGUACAAAAUUCAAAUAUCAUCAGAAAUUCUGUAGUCCUCCCAAAGUCCUAUUUCCUUUUCUCAUUAAUCUGCUUGCUUACUGAGGGGGAGAGAGAUUAUUGGUCUACAACUCCCAUCAGUCAUCCACCAAGCAGCUUGAUGGGAGUUGCAAUCCAACAACAUGUGGCAACCCAUGGUUCAAACAUGCUUAUUUAGAUGAGCUUAUCUCGUGAAAUUAUGUUUGUCAUAAAUCAAAAGGUUUUGUUGAAAAGUUCCUCCAGUUAAUGACAUGGAAUUAUUAGAAUGCUGUUUUGAUAGUGACCCCAAGGAAGUAGAUUGUGGAAAUCUGUGUGUAGCAUUUGUUUAAUGCAGGACUAAGAAGGACCAAGGCAUUCUUGGGGCUGAACAAGCAUACCUUGAACCAACAACUCAUUUAAAGAAUUUGUGGAUGAGGAACCAAAGGAGAAUAGCUUAAGAAAGGGGCUGAAGGGCAUUUUCCCCUUGCACUUCUUCCCUUUCCCCAAUGCAGUUCUGCCUCCACCAGCUCCAGAGCUGUCCAUCAUCCCUCCAAGACAGACCUUUCUCCAGGGACAACGGAUCACGUUGAAAUGCUCCCCUCCGGAAGGGCAGCUGGCAGCCAAGUUCUUAUUUUAUGAAAUUAAAGCAGAUGGUAAUUACACUAGACCCCAAGAACAGUUUGAUAAUACCCUGGAAAUUACUGCAGGAUUUCAGGAAACAAAGAAAUCAUUUGUCUGUGCCUACUUGGAAGAAAACAGUGCAGGACAACUGUCUGAACGGAGUAACCGCAUUGAGGUUUCCAUUAGAGGUGAGUUAAGUUUGGCUAGUUCAUAUCAUCAGAAGGCAGAGGGCCUUCUUGGUAGUGGCACCCACUAGGAAAUAAACAACUACCUGACUUCUAGAAGACACCUGAAGGCGCCUUCCUUAAGAAUUUUUUAAAUAUUUGAUGUCUUAUCAUGUUUAUAAUAUUAUAUUGUGAGCCGCCCAGAGUGGCUGGGGAGACCCAGCCAGAUGGGCGGGGUAUAGAUGAUAAUUAAUAAUAAUUAAUAAUAAUAAUAAUAAUAAUAUCCCUUAACUGUGGCAAAGUGUACAACAGUACCCCCUGUGAGAAAGAGGCACUGGCAUGAACUAUGGGGAUGCUUUGGGCUGGAUUAAGAGGACAAUUUCAGACCCACAUUAUGGUCCCUGGAGAGACUUCCUAUAGGCAUCGUAGCAGCAGUAACCCUGGUGAGCUGCAGUUUCAGGAGAAAAAUCAAUCAAUCCAUAUCUCAUGUAUACUGUUCCAAAGCUUCUCCUGCAGGGGAGGUGAAUUUAUUUUGAAAUCACCCCUUGAAAUGAACCUGGAGCUGCUUCAGGGGGCCCCUGAACACAUGGGCCCCUGAACACACCACUAGGCUGGCUGCCCCUUGUCUCCUAGCACUAUAGGAGAAGGAGAAGGUCGGGGGGACGUUUUAUCCUUUCCCCCACCCUGAAACUCCCCCCUUCUCUACAAAUCCUGAACAGGACGAGGAGGCUCCUGUUGCAAGAAGAACACAACUAUUAACUGCUAGACAUACACUGCAACAUUUUGUUGCAGGUCACCCUGGUCUCCUGCCCUACCAAACUUGGGCGGUCUUACAUUUUGCAGUUUGAAGGGAAAUGGGGCAUCGCCAAACAAGGCUCGCUUCUUAUUCCUUAUCUGUUUAUUUGCUUCUCAGGCCAUCUUCGUCCUCCGUUCUUCUCUGUGUCCCCGAAGCUUGACACCUACAGCAGUGGGGAGAUUGUGAACCUCACAUGCUCUGCUCCUGAAAACCUUCUCAUGUCAAGGGUUCUCUUUAAGAAGGACCAAAGGCUGUCGCAUGUCUACAGGCCCCCUUCUCCUCUGGCCUCCUUUACGUACACGAGGCGCUUGUCUCCUCGAGACAGCGGGGAGCAUCUUUGCACGUACCAAGCUGCAGAAUCAAGCCAGAAUAUCUCAUCCCCAGAAAGCAACAGCAUCAGGAUUUCAGUGAUGGGUGAGGCCUUAAAAAAAUAUGUAGUUCUCUUGGAAGACGAAGGGGAAGGCUACCCUAGAAUGUCCCAGGUUCAAUCCCUGUUGUCUCCUGGUGGGUCUGGGAAACUCUCCUGCCUGAGGACCUGGAGAGAGAUGCUUCCAGUCAGUGUAGACAAUGCUAGCAGGACCACUGGUCUGGCGUGGUUAUAAGGCAGCGGGUGAUGUUCUCAGAUGCCAGGGUUACCUCAGAGGUGGGAACCUUGUUGAUAUCUGCUCAGACUGCAAUGUGGGCCUGUCUUUGUUUCUUGGACGAUAGCGCUGUAACCCAUAGUCAAGCAUUAAUACUACUCAUGAGUAAGAAACCAUACAAGGGGCCUGGGGGCAUGCUGCAAAGAUCUGACACAUCACCCUCAUACCAGUUACUUCUUUUAUAAUAAUUUUUAUUGGUUUUACAAUUUGGUUUUACAUUCACAGAACAAAUCCAAUAAAAAAUAUAGAGAAUUCUCGGACUCCCAUCCCCGCUUUUGCGGAGUCCACAAAUAACCCUUUUCACUGCAAAUCAUAUUAUCCUCCAUUUAUCCAGAAUAUUUUCUCUUGUAGUUCUUUUCACAUUGCAAGUGUUAUUUCAAUCUUGAUAAUGUUUUUAACUGUUUACAGGGUUCUGUCAAAUAUAUUACAAAUGUUUCCCAGUCCUUAUUAAAAAAAUUAUUGCCCAGAAAAAAUAUGGAACGCUUCACAAAUUUGCAUGUCAUCCUUGAGCUGGAGCCAUGCUAAUCUUCUCUGUAUCAUUCCAAUUUUAGUACAUGUGCUGCCGAAGGGGUCACCACCCUCAUACCAUUGACAGAUGGUGAAGGUCUGAAGUGGGGAGACCCCUCUAUUGUACAAGUGGAGACUCCUAGGGCAAUUUAGGGGAUGUGAUGGCUUACACAUGACAUGAGUAGUACAGAUCCCCAAACUGUGAUCAAGAGUUUAGCCAGCUAACAUUUACCUUCCCGGACACUGCACAUUUCCCCUGAAUAUUAUGCAACACAUGCUCCUGAUCUUCUCCUCUCCACUCCCCUCCUGAAGUCCAAGUGGGGAAUUCAUGAACCCACGACUCUCUGUUGACAACCCUGCCUGGAUGAACCCGAUUUAGUUAUGGCUUGCCCCUUAAAACCUCAGUGAGCCACAGACUCCAAAUCACUUAGCCAUUGUAUUCAUUUUCUUUUAAGGACAGCUCCUGUAGCUCCUGUAGCCAAUGUGGUGUAGUGGUUAAGAGUGGUAGACUCGUAAUCUGGUGAACCAGGUUCGCAUCUCCGCUCCUCCACAUGCAGCUGCUGGGUGACCUUGGCUAGUCACACUUCUCUGAAGUCUCUCAGCCCCACUCACCUCACAGAGUGUUUGUUGUGGGGAAGGAAGGGAAAGGAGAAUGUUAGCUGCUUUGAGACUCCUUCGGGUAUUGAUAAAGUGGGAUAUCAAAUCCAAACUCUUCUUCUUCCUCCUCCUCCUGCCAGGGAUUGAAUCUCCCUGCCAGGGUUUGAAUUUAGGACAAGCAGAUAGAUGCUCUGACAUUGAGCAACAGCUUUUCCUCAUCUUGCGGUCCCUCCUAACCCCCUCUCCUUUGUGGCUGGCUCCUCCAGAUCCUCCUCCUGCCCCGGUGCUGACAGUGGACCCUCCGCCUGGAGUGGUGAAGGAAAGGGGAUUCCUGCGCCUCACUUGCUCGGCCAUUGGCAGCGACGCAGAGCAAAGGUUCCAUUUCUACAAGGAUGGGGUCAAGAUUUCCUCCAGGAGUGAAGAGUCUCUGGCGGAUUCUGGAGAACCCAGGAAUGCCUUAUCAAACGCCUCUGCAGACAUCCUGGUCCAAGUCACAGCCAGCAUCCACACUGGGGAAUUUGCUUGCAGGUAUGAGCAGAAACUGAGCAGCCGAUGGAUCAUGUCUCCCUGGAGCCAAACGGUGAAUGUCACAGGUGAGCCAUGCCCCACUGGGAACACAGAGCCCACAUUAGAAGUGGGACAGUCCUCUUGUGGGUUUUGUGUUUGAACUCCAAGACUCAAGGAUGGAGGGGAAAGAGCAAGGGGUGGGAACAAUGCCGUUCUUUGAUGCGACUACCAGCCUCCUCCUUCUCCUUCCUUCCUUCCUUCCUUCCUUCCUUCCUUUCUUUCUUUCUUUCUUUCUUUCUUUCUUAGAUUUUGACAAAGUAAUAAUCAUAGAUAAAUAAGAACAAAAUGUGCACCCCUCCACUGUGACCAUUCCAUUGCAACUAUUAAAUCUCCCAAAAUUCCAGUGCCACUUGCGAUGGUUUGACCCCUUUCCGUUUUAACAGUACAAAUUCUACAAACACCCUCCAUAUCUCCUCAAAAUCAUUUCUCCUGCAUAUUCCCCGUCUUACCUUAAUAGCACAUGUUAAUUUAUCAUUCAUAGCUAUAUCCCACACCUCUUUAUCCCAUUCUUCCAUUUUAUAUUCUUCUUGCCCCUUCCACUUCCUAGCUAUAAUAAUUUGUGCAGCUGUCAAUAAAUUUGAGAGCAAGUCCUUCCUAGCCUGUGAACCUUCCACCCCACCAUAAAUUGAUAAUAAUGCUACCUCUGGAAUUUUGGUCAGCUUUAACCCACUGAUUUCUGUUAUCUCCUUAAAUACCCUUUGCCGUUUUUAAAAACGUAUUUCAUUAUUGGAAAUAUGUAAAAUAUUACAUAUUGGACUACUGCAAUGUGUUCUACAUGGGGCUAACUUUGAAGGUGACCUGGAAACUACAACUAAUCCAGAAUGCGGCAGCUAGACUGGUGACUGGGAGCGGCCACCAAAACAAAAACACUGGUCUUGAAAGACCUACAUUGGCUCCCAGUACGUUUCCGCGCACAAUUCAAAGUGUUGGUGCUGACCUUUAAAGCCCUAAACGGUCUCGGUCCAGUAUAUCUGAAGGAGUGUCUCCACCUCCAUCAUUCAGCCCAGACACAGAGGUCCAGCUCUGAGGGCCUUCUGGCAGUUCCCUCCGUGUGAGGAGUGAGGUUACAGGGAACCAGGCAGAGGGCCUUCUCAGUGGUGGCGCCCGCCCUGUGGAACGCCCUCCCAUCAGAUGUCAAGGAAAUAAACAACUAUCUGACUUUUAGAAGACAUCUGAAGGCAACCCUGUUUAGGGAAUUUUUUAGUGCUGUGACAUCACAUUGUUGGGGAAGGGGUGAAGGGAGGAGAGAGAGAUUUUCAAAAUCUGAUUCUGAGUUUAAGAGGCAUUGGAGUAAAGGAUGGAAUGGGAUAGUCAAUCCCAAGCAGUAAUCGAAGUUGAGCCAUUUUGGUAGUUGUAACUGUGAGAGAGCUCAAAGGAGCUCUGGCCAAGAUCUCUCAGCAUAGUCACAAAACUGCCACCAUCAAAAACAGCCAUUCUGCUGUUUUUGCCAGGUACAAGGAACACAAAGCAAGGUCCCUGAAUAUAGUCACAAUGACCGCUCCCCGCUUAAAACGGGGGGCUCCCUUUGCGUGGACGCGUGCAGCCCCUAGAUCUGGAGCGGCUCCAUCAGCAUAGGCUUGGCUUUGCCUUCCCUCAGGUGGGAUACCUGGAGGUCUCCGCCUACCUCAGUCAGUUGUCCAAUCCCACCUGGGGAAGCGUUGCCAAGGAGAUCAGGCCAGGUAGGGGAGGGAUUACCUGCCCACACAAUAGAGGGAGUAUCUUACCUGGGAAUCCUCACUUGGCUCCAGAGUGCAAGGAACACAAAGCAAGGUCCCUGAAUGUAGUCACAAAGUCGACAUCCUCCUGGUUCCUUAGGGAAGGCAAGAGAGCACAAUUGCUAUAACAUUGCUUCAUGUUUUGAAUAUAGCUGAAUGUUAAGGAGAGGUGCUGGGGGGAUUGGUCUGGAAGUUGCACAGUCUCAUGUUGUAGCCCUAAUCUCAUAUAUGGGGAAUUCUCUGAAUGGCAUUUCCCCCUUGCACUUCUUCCCUUUCCCCAAUGCAGUUCUGCCUCCACCAGCUCCAGAGCUGUCCAUCAUCCCUCCAAGACAGACCUUUCUCCAGGGACAACGGAUCACGUUGAAAUGCUCCCACCCGGAAGGGCAGCUGACAGCCAAGUUCUUCUUUUAUGAAAUUAAAGCAGGUGGUAAUUACACUAGACCCCAAGAACAGUUAAAUAAUACCCUGGAAAUCACUGCAGGAUUUCAGGAAAUAAAGAAAACAUUUGUCUGUGCCUACUUGGAAGAAAACAGUGCAGGACAACUGUCUGAACGGAGUAACUGCAUUGAGGUUUCCAUUAUAGGUGAGUUAAGUUUGGCUAGUUCAUAUCAUCAGAAGGCAGAGGGCCUUCUUGGUAGUGGCACCCACUAGGAAAUAAACAACUACCUGACUUCUAGAAGACACCUGAAGGUGCCUUCCUUAAGAAUUUUUUUAAUAUUUGAUGUGUUAUCAUGUUUAUAAUAUUAUAUUGUGAGCCGCCCAGAGUGUAUGUAUGUAUUUAUGUAUGUAUGUAUGUAUGUAUAAAUAAUUUAUUUCUUUAAAGACUUGCUUUCAACAUUGUGUUAUGUACUUGUCUUGAAUUUACAAGAGGAAGCCUGUUAGUGUGUUUUUAAGGACAUCCCCGCUCCUUUUUUUAUCUUCACAGCUCAGUUGCCAGAUUCAUCUGCUCCAUCAAUGGGGCAUGCAUGGUGGGCUAGUCUGCUUCUGAUCCCGGCGGUCCUGUUCGCUUACUGUUGUUGGAGAAAGAAAGGCAGUAAGUGAUGGGAACUUGGGACCAUCUAGCUUAAUCCCCAGAAGAAGAGCCUGCCUCUUGUUGGGCCUAGUUCCAUUGAUUAACCAUGCACUGCUAUUAUAUAAUCCCAUAAUAAUACAAUCUGUAAGUGGAAACCAGCCCACUUUGUUAAGUUAAUGACUUGGGCUGGCUAGUUAAGUACCACAAUUUAGCAUAACGAAAAAAGAUGCUCUGUGUCAUAGAAUAGAUGGGUUGGCUUUUCUUCCAGCUCCUCACCUACCUACAUAGGAGAACAAUAGGCAGAGUUCUGUGAGAGCUGGAAGCUGGAGAAAGAGUGGAGAAAGGCUGGGGGGGGGAAUGGGGGGGGGGGACAAGUUUCUUCCCAAUUUUUCUGGGUUUUUUCCAGGCCUUCCCAUCUCUAAGAGAGAGACAUGUUUGCUCUCAGUUUGGGGGCUGUCCUGGAAAGCUAAUGGGGAAGCAAGAUCUACUGGGAUGUCAAUGCUAUGAUACCUUCCAUCCUAUGCUCUGGUUGUUUAUGUGUGUAAAUAAAAGCAUAUACCCUAGAGACACCACAGUGUUCUGACCUUCGUUCCAAGGAAACUGAGUCCUGGAUCAGUGCAGGAAUUUGUGGAGUCUCUCACAGAUCAGAGAUUAGGAUGGUGCAGAACCAUACUUUUAACUUUUCACUCCCUUUCUCUCUCUCUCUAGUUCUUUUUGCCCUGGGCACAUCAGAAUAUCAGCGAGCAUCUGUGCCAAAGGAAAGCAAGGAGGAAACAAGUCAAGACAUGUUUGGGUUGUCGGUACCCCAAACGACAGACUUUCAGGUCAAAGUAAGUAGAAAGGUUUAGGUUGGCAUUUUGCUUCCAUUUGAGCCCGGGAAAUGAGUCCCUCCUCUUACUGAAACCAGUUUUAUGGGUCAGGAUCGCUUUCAAAGAAGCUUAGGAAUUGUAAUGAUUGGUUUUCCGUCCAGGUGACAAAGUAAACAAGUGUGUAGCUGUCCUUACAGAAUUGGCUACCGCCAGGAGUGGGGAUAGCCACUUGAAUGGAAACCAAAACCAAAAAGAACUCAUGAACCUCUUGUGGCUAUAGCUGCUAAAUUGCCCAUUCAUGGACAAAGGAACACAAGAAGCUCCUUUAUACCGAGUCAGGCGAUUGGUCAGCCUAGCUCAGUAUUAUCUGCAUUGAUUGGUAAUGACUCUUGAGGGUUUCAGACUGGAGUCUACCUGACGAUACCAUCAGGGAUCAAACCUGGGAGAUGUUGCAUGCAGUGCAGAUACCUUGCCACUCAGCUACAGCCCUUAUCCCCCACCCCACAAACUAAGGUAAGGCAAAAAAAAAAAAGAAAAAAAAGUCAAGGACCCCUGGACGGUUAUGUCCAGUCAAAGCCGUGGGUCACCCUCAGUUUCCCUCUCCGUCCUCAGAGCUCAGACGUCACCUAUGCCACCAUUGCCUCCCCACCGGCUGUGACUCCCUCCGAACCAACGCUGAAGGACGAUCCCAUCUCGGCAAAAGACGAAGAGGUCCUCUACAGCCAUCUUCUCUUCCAUCCUCAACAACGCCACCACGAGGCUGUGCAGGAAAGAGAUGGUCCAGAAGUGGAGAAGGCAGGUCCCGUGUGA